Alosa alosa (allis shad) is the source of this 4759-nucleotide messenger RNA. RefSeq names its product phosphatidylinositol-4-phosphate 5-kinase, type I, gamma b (gene pip5k1cb). Lineage: Eukaryota; Metazoa; Chordata; Actinopteri; Clupeiformes; Clupeidae. Gene Ontology annotation, molecular function: phosphatidylinositol kinase activity. The record is from RefSeq and is a predicted model, not a curated record. Gene Ontology annotation, biological process: phosphatidylinositol metabolic process. The transcript is spliced from 19 exons. The coding region runs from base 203 to 2659 and encodes 818 amino acids.
GACAGCUGCGUCGAGUGGUUGUCGGUGGGAAGUCAGUACGCUGUUCGGAGAUACCGAGGUGAUGUGCCAAAGGGAGAAUGAAGGUCGAAACUGGGAAAUGGAAUGCUAGCAUGUAGAUAGUCUGUUUUUGCACAGUCCAGAUGACAGUGAGUAAACAUCUUCCAUCAAUCCAUCGCAACAAAGCCCUAUCUGAGCUAGUUAAAUGGAAGGAGCAGCGAGGCUAUCGGAGUUCGGGCAAGGCACUACAUCAUCUGCGGCUCUAGUGCCCGAUGAUACUGAGACCGUCAUCGGUGUCAGUUAUGGGAUGGACGGAGGUGAUUCAGAGGCGGCUAAAAAGGCCUAUAUAACAGAGAUGCCUUCAUCAUCCUGCCAUCCUGGCUCCGGGCCGGAGAAGAAGAUUGGUCACAGAAGAGUGGAUGCCUCAGGAGAGACCACCUACAAGAAGACCACAUCCUCUGCCCUGAAAGGUGCCAUCCAGCUUGGCAUCGGCUACACAGUGGGCAACCUGAGCUCCAAGCCAGAGAGAGAUGUCCUCAUGCAGGACUUUUAUGUGGUGGAAAGCAUCUUCUUUCCAAGUGAGGGCAGCAAUCUGACCCCAGCCCAUCAUUUCCCAGACUUCCGUUUCAAGACCUACGCCCCCCUGGCAUUCCGCUAUUUCCGUGAACUCUUUGGCAUUCGGCCUGAUGACUACCUGUACUCUCUGUGCAAUGAGCCUCUGAUUGAGCUCUCUAACCCUGGUGCUAGCGGCUCCAUCUUCUACGUAACCAGGGACGACGAGUUCAUCAUCAAAACAGUCAUGCACAAAGAGGCUGAGUUUCUGCAGAAGCUGCUGCCUGGAUACUACAUGAACCUGAACCAGAACCCUCGUACGCUGCUGCCCAAGUUCUUCGGCUUGUACUGCGUGCAGUCUGGCGGGAAGAACAUCCGGAUCGUAGUGAUGAACAACGUUCUGCCUCGCGUGUUCCGCAUGCACCUCAAGUUUGACCUCAAGGGUUCCACGUACAAGCGGCGGGCCUCCAAAAAGGAACGUGAGAAAUCCAGGCCCACCUUUAAAGAUCUGGACUUCAUGCAGGAUGUCUCAGAAGGCCUCAUGCUGGACACAGACACUUACAAUGCCCUGACCAAGACUCUGCAGAGAGACUGCUUGGUGCUGGAGAGCUUUAAGAUCAUGGACUACAGCUUGCUGCUGGGCGUGCACAACCUGGACCAGGCGGAGCGCGAGCAGCAGAUGGAGGGCUCGCAGGGCAGCGGCGACGAGAAGAGGCCGGCCCCCCAGCGCGCGCUCUACUCCACCGCCAUGGAGUCCAUCCAGGGAGGCGCGUCCUGCGGAGCGGCCAUCGACACGGAGGACACGAUGGGUGGAAUUCCUGCUGUCAGUGGGAAAGGAGAGAGACUCCUCCUCUUCAUUGGCAUCAUUGACAUUCUACAGUCAUACAGGCUCGUUAAGAAGCUGGAGCACACAUGGAAAGCGCUGGUUCAUGACGGGGACACAGUGUCGGUUCACAGGCCUGGCUUCUAUGCUGAGCGGUUUUUGAAGUUCAUGAACAGUAACGUGUUCAAGAAGAGCUCUUCUCUGAAGUCCUCACCCUCCAAAAGGGGCCGUGGGUCACUGGCGGUGCCCAAGUACACUGGCCCUGGGGCAGCCUGGUCAGCCAGCCAGCUCCCCUCCGAGCGAGACGAGAACAUCUAUGACCUGAGAGGGGCUCGUAGUUUCCCCGCCCUGGAAGACGAAGGGAAAGACUUCCACCCCUGCACCCCUCCCAUGUUUGAAGAGGCCACCACAGCCUCCAUCGCCACCACCCUCUCCUCCAACAACUCCAUCUCCAUCCCCGAGCGCUCGCCCUCGGACACCACAGAACACUCGCGCUACAGGAGGCAGGCCCAGUCACUGAGAGACUCAGAGGCCAGAUUGAAAGAAGUGGUGGACGUUCAUGAAGAAGAUAAUCAGACCAUCACUGUGCAUGUAGAAGUGAAGCAGGACAUAGAGGAGGUGGUAGAGAAAGAGAAAUGUACAGAAGAAAAGACAGAAGAAGGAGUGAAAGAAGAAGAGAAGAGAGAAGAGAAGGUGAAAGUGGAGAAAAGUGAAGUGGAGACCGCUGUUGAGCCCACACAACCUUCCUCAGAGAGCAGUGAGGUGGUCGAGUCUGAGGCUCGAGAAACAGCCAUUUUGGAGGAUGAUCCCUCACAGCCUGCCGAAUGCACUGCAUCCUCUGUUGUCAGCGAGGCUGCGGUCACCCAUGAGAAGAUACCCACACAGGCUUCAGCUACAGCCCCAUGGGACAGACCCAUAGAGAUGGUCACCCUGGUCCAGUCACCGCCAGCAGCCCCAGUGCAUGAGGAGAUGGCCACCCUGUUCCAGCCAGUGGCCGCAGUGCCAGUACACGCGGUGGCUCCCACCCCCCGGCCCGUGGCGGACUCGGAUGCACUAAGCCACCUGUCAGAGUCGGCCAGUCGCGGCUCACUGGAGGAGGAAGGCAUCACAGAUAUCUACUUUUUUGCGGAUGGGAGGUAUUGGGUGUACUCUCCUGUUUUGCGUCGGCGUAAACUCAACUCCAGCUCUAGCAGUUUUCAGCCUCCAGAGGAGAGGAGCUGGGUGUACUCCCCUCUGCACUACGGCUCAGAAUCUCAGCCUGUCUCAGACGGCGAGAUUGAGACAUAAAUCUCUAUGCAGUCCUGGAUGACCAGAUGGGAAACAGAAGAGCGGGGUUUGUGGCUUGUAAGCUCUGCAGGCAGAAAUGGUCAGAGAGCUCCCUGCUCUCCAGCAGGACGGCGUGUGCUAUAAAGACUGUGAUGGCUGGGGACACAGAGAUCAUCAAGAACAUCAGAACAAAAACAAAGCAAACGUCUAAUUACAGGAGAAAUUACUAGAGACACUGGGCCCUCCCCCUGUCAGGUGAUUGCCUGAACGACCCUUACAACCCCUCCCUUCAGUCCUUGAGGUACUCCGUAGAAACUCUUGUAGCCAAGAAUCUGUGUGAUGUGCAUGUUUGAUCCCCUACCCUUGACAUUGUCAGUGAAGAGGACAUGGCGCUAUUAGCACCACAAUGCACCCAUCAUCAACCAUUCCUCAGACCAAGACUGAGGUCGUCUUAACUGGACGUGAGCUGGCAUGCAGUCUAUGUACAUGCUGUUUUAUUAGUGUUAUUUAUUUAUUUGUGUGAGAGUGUGUUUUUAAAGCCACCUGUGACACAUCAGACAACAUACAACAGGAUUGUUGUUUUUUGUUUCAUGAAUGUUAGGAAAAAAAAAGGAGCAUCAUCAUGGCAAGCUGGUAGUGUUUAAACCGUGAAUCAGGUCUAUGCCAUGACAGGUUAUUUUCCCUCUUAAGAAACAGCUAUCAAGACUGCUGUUGGCUGCCUGGUUUCUGGAAUGUUAAUUCUGGAUGCGGAGACAGUAUCCAUGCAUAGCCAUAGUGUUUCAUGAGCAGAAAAGAGAACAGCCCAGUACCCAGGCUGAACAAGUGAUGCUGUCUCACUUUCACUAAGCAUUAUUUAGGCAUAAGCCUGUGUUAGAAAUAAGAUUAAGAUUAUUCUCAUGGUACUGUUUUUGUUAAGCUGUACUAUUUUAUCUGUUCAUUUUAUUUUGACACUGGUACAUUGCCCCAUAAUCAACACACUUGUUGUACUAUGUUGUCCAAAUAUUUUUGACUUGAUCACAAGUGUUUCAGGUGAUGACAUUUUGUAUUUCUUUUUCUUUUUUCUUUUUUUUACUAUUUAUUGUGUUUCUUAAAAUUACUUUGUAAUCAACACUGAUUGAGGUGAACACUCAAGGUCGUACUGUCCAAUCAGUUGAACAUAACAGAGUCACACAAGUUAUGUUAGAGUCUUAAUUCUGUUAAUUAAGCGUGUGUGCGUGCGUGCGUGCAUGCAUGUGUGUGUGUGAGAGAGAGGGGGGGUUAAAAAUGAUUAAAGACAUUUGUCACAUCCCUAUGUAGAACAUUCACUCUUUUUCCUUCUUUAUGGAUCCUCAGUGGAGUCAUUUUCUGAAGGUCAGUGCAAACACGGUAGCACUUUAUUUACUUCCUGCGUGACAUUUAUAAUUAUUUAUAUUCAUCUAUCUCAGCGAGCUUUGUAUAGAUUGUUUAUUAUCUUUUCUAUAUCCAUGGUAAGGGACAGAAUGCAUAAUGUUUAACAGACUGUCCAUGACUGUUACUGUCAAUGGCUUCAGGCCAUGUGUAGCGGUUAAGUGUUGUCAGUUUGUCAAUUCCAUAUUUUUUCCGUUGCCUUAUGGAGAGGGGGGAAAAGUUUUAGCAUCGUGUAGUUACCAUUGUGGUUGUUGAAUUUCUCAUGCUCACACACUAAUAACUGACAGUUGACUUGGUUAUGUGUAUAAAUAUUGUGUAUGAUGUUUUCAUUACUGUAUUGUAUAAACAUUUUUCUGUCUUUGUUCUUUGGCUGCAAACAAAAAAGUCAACAUCCAUUAAGUCAUUUUCUACAUGUAGUUUGUCACGUACUGUUCAUGUAAUCAGUGCUACUGGACAAUAGUGUAUAUGUAUAUAAAAAAAAAAGUCAGCUCUCUGGUGGUGAAAGUGUGUGUGUGUGUGUGUGUGUGUCAGGAGCGGGGGAAUCUGAUUAGACAUAUGAGUGAAUGUUGUGUCACGGAUGAACUGCAUGUAUUUUAUUACAGUAUCAUUCACUGGAAAAUGUAAUUUGACCUCCCCUGUCCAUCUAAGAAAUGGUGGCUAAAUCUGUGUGUACGGGGAUCAGCUGACUAUUGUGUAAAUGAAAAUCAAUAAAAACAUAUCGGUGAUAUCACACUA